CAACGGUCAACCCUCAGCCGGUAGAGUGUCCACAGUUGCUGUCUAUUCUUGUACGGUAUUCAGUCUUCUCUUCCCGACUUACCGAAAAAAAACUUUCAAAACAUUGGAGAGAAAACAACAGAACAGGAAGUCAAGUCUUGCACCAAGAGCAGAACACCCAUCGACAGUUAUCUCUUGCUCCAAAAGCUGAGGGAAAUGACCGGAUUAGUGGCAACAUUUCUUGUUGUUGCUGUUCUCAUAAUGUGUCUUGGAAGUGAAGUGAGAUCAGAUGCAUCUGAUCAUCACUACAAAGCUGGGGAUCCAGUCCCUCUAUAUGCCAACAAGGUGGGCCCGUUCCACAACCCUAGCGAAACAUAUGCAUUUUUUGACUUGCCCUUCUGUUCACCAGACCCUGUGAAAGAGAAGAAGGAAACUCUUGGUGAGGUGUUGAAUGGGGAUCGAUUGGUUUCUGCUCCAUAUAAGAUCGACUUUCUAGUAGACAAAUAUUCUCAAGUGGCAUGCAGAAAGAUGCUAACAAAGGAAGAAGUAUCUCGGUUUCGAAAUGCAGUUGUAAAGGAUUAUUUCAUUCAAAUGUACUUUGAUGACUUACCAAUAUGGGCUUUCAUUGGAAAGACUGACUAUGGUGGUGUAGUUGAACAAAUCCAGUACAAAUAUUUGCUUUUCAAACAUUUGCAUUUUCAUAUUUUUUUCAACAAGGACCGUGUGAUUGAGGUCGCUGUUAGAACAGACCCUCAGUUCUUUGUGGACAUAUCAGAGGACAAGGAAGUUGACGUUGAGUUCAUGUACACUGUGAACUGGAAAGAAAUACAAAUUCCUUUUGAGAAAAGAAUGGAGAGAUACUCAUUAUCUUCGACACUGCCUCAUCACUUGGAAAUUCAUUGGUUUGCGAUUAUGAACUCAUGUGUGACCAUUGUCCUAUUAGUUGGCUGUUUUGUGACCUUUUACAUACGAGUCCUUAAGAAAGAUAUUAUGAAAUAUGCACAAGAUGAGGAAUUAUCUGACAACCAAGAAGAGACUGGAUGGAAAUACAUCCAUGGCGAUGUGUUUCGGUAUCCAAAGCAUAAGUCCCUAUUUGCUGCCGCUAUAGGUUCUGGCACCCAGUUCUUUACUCUUAUGGUAUUCGUUCUCAUUCUAGGACUGGCUGGCAUAUUCUAUCCAUACAACCGAGGUCGUUUGUUAACUGCACUAGUGGUCAUAUAUGCAAUUACAUCUGUGAUAGCUGGUUAUACUGCGGUUUCUUUCUAUUGUCAGCUUGAAGGACCAAACUGGGUGGGGAGUCUGCUGUUUGUAGGAUGCAUAUUUUCUGGGCCUCUAUUCGUUACAUUCUGCUUCCUUAAUACUGUUGCAAUGGCUUUCAGGGUAACUGCAGCACUUCCUCUGGGUACUAUUGCUUUAAUAUUUCUCAUAUGGAUAUUUUUAGCAUCACCUUUGCUUUUGCUGGGCGGCAUUGCUGGAAAAAACAGUAAGUCUGAGUUUCAGGCCCCCUGCCGCACCAGUAAAUGUCCCAGAGAGAUUCCAACACUGCGUUGGUACAGGGGCCUUCUUCCUCAGAUGGCAUUGGCAGGCGUUCUUCCUUUUGGUGUUAUCUACCGCGAGAUAUACUAUAUAUUUGCCAGCAUUUGGGGUCAUCGGGUUUACUCAACAUAUGGUAUCUUGUGCAUUGUCUUUGUUCUUCUUCUGGUUGUGACUGCUUUUGUGGCUUUGGCUUUGACAUAUUUUCUGCUUGCUGCUGAAGAUCAUGAAUGGUGGUGGAGGUCUUUUCUUUGCGGUGGAUCAACUGGCUUGUUUAUCUACGGCUACUGCUUUUAUUAUUACUUCACACGAACAGCUAUGAAUGGCCUCCUGCAAAGUUCCUUCUUCUUUGGUUACAUGGCUUGCAUCUGCUAUGGUAUAUUUCUCAUGCUUGGGACCGUGGGCUUUCGUGCAUCUUUAGUCUUCAUUCGUUACAUCUAUGGGUCGAUCAAGUGUGAAUAGUAGUCUGAAUCAUUUAAACUACAUUCUGUCUUUCCUCAUUUUGCUCUACAAAAUGUGGUUAAGAAAGGUCUGCAAUUUUUGUUGGAUUAUGUUCUAGGGGUGUUCCAAGUUUGAGUAGUGAUGGAAGCAAAAUGUUCUAUACAUGGUGUCUGGAAAGUUACGUUUAAGUUCUCGUGUGUGAAGCAUUGGCAUAGAGGGCUUACUGAUUUUCAGGUAUCUAUAUUCUGAGAGAUAUUUGUCUUAGGAAGAAGCAUGUACUAUAUGACACCUUUGUUCUCAAUUGAAUUUCUAGCUUUUCAUAGAUGGUAGUGCUGUGAGUUGCACUGCCCUUCAUCCAAUUAAAUGAAGCGUGGCAGGGCCUCUUAAGAUUA
Ilex paraguariensis (yerba mate) is the source of this 2345-nucleotide messenger RNA. The record is from the annotation of a GenBank genome assembly. Lineage: Eukaryota; Viridiplantae; Streptophyta; Magnoliopsida; Aquifoliales; Aquifoliaceae.